AUGUCAAGAAUUAACGUAGUCGUUUUCCCACGCAUCCUCUCCGUUCCCGCGUCCCCCGGCAGUGGGCACGGAGAUAUACCAGAGCGAGGUGAACAACACGCUGUUCGUGCACUAUGUGCGCACCGUGGUGCAGCCCAUGAUGUCCCUCCUCAAGUCCUCCAUCAGCGCCCAUGUAAUGCGCUCCCCUCGCCCGCCUCGUUCCCCUCGCUCCUCUCGCUCCUCUCGCUCCCCUCGCUCGCCUCGCCAGUCGUGAACGUCCAGAUGAAGCUGUCGCGCAACAACCAUCGCGACAAGGGAACCAUGGAGGAAGCGCGCAACCUGCGCGCCACCACGCUCAUUAUCGGCAGCAACGGCCGCUCCUCCCUCUUCUCCUCGAAGCCUAAGGUAUCGGCCUUGGGGCAAUACUGUGCCAAGUACCGUCCGUACGGCAUGGCAGUAUGCGUGAUAGACAAGGGUGGCAAGCUCGUGCUUUCCAAAGAAGCCGACGCGCCUUCCUCCGUGUCCAACAGCGGCAGCCCUGCCUCGUCCGGCCGAGCCUCCGGCCAGAUCAGCCCCGGCCAGUCCGGCAGAUUCCAACGCGGAGGAGGUUCGGGGUCGGGUACUGGCACGAGCACUCCCAGCAGCAUGGAUGGUGGCGGGGGGUUUCCGAGGAGGGGAGGGAGUGCGGCGGGUGGCAUGGGCGGUGGCAUGGGCGGUGGCAUGGGCGGUGGCAUGGGCGGUGGCGGUGGUGGUAGUUUUGGUGGUCGCGGUGGUGGGUCGAUGGGUGGAACGCCGGGGGCGUCUGGUGUGCUGGAGCCCACGUAUAGUGGGACGUUUGGCGAUGGUGGUGCUGAUGGGCCUCCACAAGCCUUGGACCCUCUCCGCACCUCCCCUGCGCACGCCUUCAACGCCUCCCGCCCGCCCUACGCCUCAGACGCACGCGCCUCCCCCUCCCGCUCCGCCAUGCCCCCUCCCCCGCUCGACCCCGGCGCCCCCCUGCGCCCCUCAGGGCUGGGCCCGCGCGGAUCCAUGAAUGAGCGCGGCAUGGGGGGAGGGGGGGGGAUCCCCAUGGGCGCCAAUGGCAGCGGCACCAUGCUCCCAGUGUAUGGGUCCCAGCCAGGGGGGGCGGGCAUGGGGGGCCCAGGCAUGGGUGCGGGUGCAGGCAUGGGGGGUGCAGGAGCAGGCAUGGGUGGGGGAGGUGGGGCAGUGGGAAUGAGCUCGUCCGGUUCCCCCAGCACCAGCGGAUCCACCAACCUCCUCCUCUCCGGGCGCCGCUUCCCUCGCGCCGGCUCAUCUGACUCCUCCCCCACCUCCUCCGCCUCCUCCCCCAGCUGGAACCGCCCCGGGGGCGCCCCUGGCGGCGGCACCGCUGGGGGGAAUUUCCAGCAGGCGCAGGGGCAGGGGCAAGGGGGGGGAGCACAGGAUGCAGUGGCAGUGGGGCUAGCGGCGGGGCUGCAGGGGGAGGCUCUAGAGGAUUUCGUGGCGUGGAGGCGGGGCAAUCCCAUGGCGUCGUACGUGCAGCAGCAGGAGUACAUUCUGGAUGCUCACCGCCGCAUGGCUGCUGGCGGCGCUGGCGGUAGCAUGCUCAUGGCCAUGCAGCAGCAGCAGCAGCAGCAGCAGCAGCAGCAGCAGCAGCAGCAGCAGCAGUGGAAGGGGCAGACGCCGGUGCUGACGUCCAUGAAUUCCCUAGGCUCUGGCGCGUCUGACGAUGAAGCUAGACGACCUGCGCAAGGAGCUAGAGCGCAUGCGCCUGCGCGCAGGUUUGACACGCCUCAAUUCCCCCUUCCAUCCCCUCACCCUCCCGCCUGCCAUCCUUUCACCCACACCACCCCUUUCCUGCCCUCCUUUCAGGACGACCUGCGCAAGGAGCUAGAGCGCAUGCGCCUGCGCGCGGCCGAAGCGGAAGCAGCCCAAGCGGAAGCGGAGCUGCGGGCGCAGCGGCUGAUGCUGGAAGCGCAGUCGUCCGUGCGGCAAGUGGAGGCAGCGCAGCGUCAAAAAGAGCUCGAAACCGCCGCACGCGUGGAGCAAGCGGCUUUCGAAGCCCUCACAGCCCAGGCUGCAGCGGAGGAGGCGCGGCGGGCUACGGAAGCGGAGCUCCAGAGGAAGGGCGCUGCGAGGAAGGAGGCGGCGGCUAAGGUCGCGGAGCUGGAAGUGCAGGCGAAGAGGCGGAAAGAGGCUGAGAUGAGAGUGCUGAAUGGCGCUGCUGGCUCUGGGGGGGGCUCUGUGGGGAGCAGCGGGAGCAAUGGGAAGGGCGGCGGGGGAGGUGGAUCGGGGGGUGCGGGUGCGGGAGUGGGAGCGGGAGGGGAGGGUGUGGAGGGGAAGGAGGGGGAGGGAGAGAGUGAGGAGGGGGCUGCGGUGCAGGAAGGGCCGUUUGUGGAGCACACGUGGGAAGAGAUGAAGGCAUGCACAGAGGGAUUCAGUGAGCAGCGCAAGAUAGGAGAGGGCGGGUUUGGCACAGUGUAUCUGGGUACACUGCACCACACGGCCGUGGCAGUCAAGGUGCUCAAGAGCCGCGACCACCAAAAGGCAAAGACCGAGUUCCGCCAAGAGGUGGCGGUGCUGAGUCAGAUACAGCACCCACACGUGGUCAUGCUGCUCGCGUGCUGCUCCUCCCACUUCUGCCUCGUCUACGAGUACAUGGCAGGCGGCAGCCUCGACGAGCGUCUCCGCUGCACCAAGGGCACCGCGCCCCUCCUCUGGCACUCCCGCCUGCGCAUUGCAGCGGAAGUCGCCUCCGCUCUCCUCGUCCUCCACAACCGCCCUGCACCCAUAGUUCACCGGGACCUCAAGCCCGCGAAUAUCCUCCUAGAUAAGAACCUAGUGGCCAAGCUCGCAGACGUGGGGCUUGCGCGGCUCAUGCCCACCGCGGACUCCUCCUCCGGGAACGGCAACGCGGUCAUGCGGACGUACGCGCGGGAAUCCGUCGCAGUCGGGACUUUCGCCUACAUGGAUCCGGAGUUCCAACGCACGGGGGAAUACGGCCCGAAAUCCGAUGUCUACGCGUUGGGAAUCGUGCUCCUGGACCUGCUCACCGGCCUCCGUCCGAACGCGUUCGAAGGACUCGAAGACGCGGUGGACGACGACGACGAGGAGGCUCUCGCGGCUCUCCUGGAUAAAACCGCGGGCGACUGGCCCGUGCCUCUCGCCAUGGAGCUUGCGAAAAUGGCGCUGAAAUGCUCUGAGAUGCGCAGGCGGAGCCGGCCGGAUCUGGCCAAGGUGGUCAUGCCGGUGCUGGAGAAGGUGAGAGAGGUGGCUGCUCGCGUGGAGGAGGAGAUGGAGGGGAAUGCCUGGCGCACUGCUAACCUGCCCAGCCCGCACAAGGCUGCUAGCUGCUUCUUCUGCCCCUUGACCAAGGAGGUGAUGCAGGAUCCAGUGCUGGCAGCGGAUGGGCACACGUACGAGCGGGCAGCGAUCGCCAAGUGGCUGGCGGAGGGCAACAGCACGUCGCCCAUGACGCAUGAGCCCCUGCCCAACACCGACGUCAUGCCCAACCAUGCCAUCCGCGCCAUGAUCACCGACUGGCGCAACGGCAACAAGUAA
Closterium sp. Naga37s-1 is the source of this 3519-nucleotide messenger RNA. The record is from the annotation of a GenBank genome assembly. Lineage: Eukaryota; Viridiplantae; Streptophyta; Zygnematophyceae; Desmidiales; Closteriaceae.